Aspergillus tanneri is the source of this 972-nucleotide messenger RNA. RefSeq lists its product as uncharacterized. The coding region runs from base 1 to 972 and encodes 323 amino acids. The record is from RefSeq and is a predicted model, not a curated record. The transcript has 2 exons. NCBI's taxonomy places the organism in Eukaryota, Fungi, Ascomycota, Eurotiomycetes, Eurotiales, Aspergillaceae.
AUGGCGUCCUUCCUUGCGGCAAAUUUAAACCCUUGUAACUAUGUUGGAGGAGUGAGCUUUAAUCCCGAUCGGGAUAUUCCAGACCUGUCAGGCAAGGUUGUGCUGGUGACUGGAGGAAAUGCUGGACUUGGAAAGGAAUCAAUUCUCCAGCUGGCCAAACAUAACCCGCAAAAGAUAUUUCUUGCUGCACGCACGGAGACAAAGGCAGAGAAGGCUAUCGGCUCCCUAAAAGCUGCGUUAUCGAACAAGGUCGAUAUCACCUGGCUUCCUCUGGACUUGAUGUCCAUUAAAUCAAUCCAACGGGCUUCGGAACUCUUUUGCGAACAGUCAGCACGACUCGAUAUCUUGAUCCUCAAUGCGGGUGUUAUGGCUCUACCAUUAGGAGUAACAGAGAUGGGGCACGAGAUCCAGCUGGGUACGAACCACACCGGGCAUUUUCUUCUCACACAGCUUUUGCUUCCUACACUGUUGAAGACGGCAGAGGAUCCGAACUCAGAUGUGCGCGUUGUCUCUCUCUCAUCGAUAGGGCAUAACUUAGCUCCAUCCUUCGAGACGAUCCUAGACCAAGAACGGUUGAAGAAAGUCAACACGAAUACUCGGUAUGGAGCUUCUAAGGCCGCGAAUAUAUUAUUCGCUGCCGAGCUUGCGCGGCGGUAUCCUUCAAUCACGUCUGUUGCUGUUCAUCCAGGAGUAAUUCUUACUGAUCUAUAUGCCUCCGUAAGCGGGCGCUCUAUGCUCGCGGCAUUGGGCACGAAGACCUUAAAUGUUUUUGGAACAUCGGUUCCCGCUGGCGCCUAUAACCAGCUUUGGGCUGCUGCUGGAGCUCGAAAAGAAGAUCUUGUGAAUGGAAGCUACUAUAUUCCGGUGGGACAUGUCAAGCCACAAAACCGUUAUGCCAAAAGUAAAGAAAUGGGGAGGCGCUUGUGGGACUGGAGCGAGUCGGAGCUACGGAAAUUUGGAGCUUUACCUUGA